Messenger RNA from Knipowitschia caucasica, 339 nucleotides. The record is from the annotation of a GenBank genome assembly. Lineage: Eukaryota; Metazoa; Chordata; Actinopteri; Gobiiformes; Gobiidae.
AUGGCACAGGGCUCCGAUAGCAACGACACAAGCUACAAGUCUCCGUCCCCUGCCAGUCGAGGGGGUUCAGAUGAUGUUAAGAAGGUGAUGCGGCGCGAGAAGAACAGAAUUGCUGCGCAGAAAAGCCGCAUGAGACAAACUCAGAAAGCGGACAGCCUACACCUGGAGAGCGAGAACUUGGAGAAAGAGAAUGACGCUUUGAGGAAGGAGGUGAAGCAGCUGACGGAAGAGGCCAAGUAUCUGUCGUCCGUCCUGAGCAGCCAUGAGCCCCUUUGCACCGGCCUGACCCCCUCUCACCACGGCUCCUACCACCAGCACAUCUCACACUACCAGCACUGA